This is a messenger RNA of Drosophila montana, 2078 nucleotides long. RefSeq names its product unpaired 1 (gene upd1). Gene Ontology annotation, molecular function: transcription cis-regulatory region binding. The coding region runs from base 617 to 1987 and encodes 456 amino acids. The transcript has 3 exons. The record is from RefSeq and is a predicted model, not a curated record. Gene Ontology annotation, biological process: cell surface receptor signaling pathway via JAK-STAT; embryonic development via the syncytial blastoderm. Gene Ontology annotation, cellular component: nucleus. Lineage: Eukaryota; Metazoa; Arthropoda; Insecta; Diptera; Drosophilidae.
AAAGUUUUUGUAAAAUAUAAAAAGCGGAACAUUUGAACGCACCAAAAAAAUAAAAAAAAAAUGUUACAAAUUCUAACAAAAUUUUUGAGAUACAAGCAAGUUGCAUUGCUGUUGCAUUUGCAUUGUUGAAGGAUCGAUAAUAAAAACGUCCUGUUUCAAUAUUAUAUAACCCAGCGACAAAAAUUCUUGCCAUGUUAAUCACUUGAUAUUCAUUGUGUGUGUGUUUAUUUUUUCCUCUUUCUGUUCUCUUUUGCAUUUUUGCCCAAAAACACAAUAUUUUUUUUUUAUUUUGCUUUUGGAAUUUACUGUUACGAAACGCUUUUGCAUUUUGGCAAUAAACCUUUUUUGGCCCAUUGAACACACACGAUCAAAAAUCCCAAUAAAAUCAUAAAAUCUUAAAAUUAUUAAAUAUUCAUACAAAUCAUAAUAAUAACGCAACAAAAAUAUAUAUUGUUAUAUCUACCAAAUAGUUGGUUGCCAUUGCGCUGCAACCAAAGUUAAAGGCACCAAGACGGCAUCGCCAACGGCAAUCACCACAAGGACAAAGCCAGCAACGGCAGCAGCGCCCCGUAUCAGGCAAAGACUUCAGCGUAUUGCGCGGCAGGACAAUGCGGAUAUGUGGUCCACUCUGCUGUUGCCACUGCUGCUGCUCCAUUUCAUCUAUAUGCAUGCCGCUCUGGCUAUGGCCACGGCCAGCGGCGGUCUGACUGUAAUCGAGGGCGCCAGCACCAGCAGCAGCACCAGCUCCACCACCACCACCACUAGCACCACCAGCGCCACCAGCAGCAUGGCCCUCUCCACGGCAACCGCUGUGGCCGCCUCUGGUCAGCGGAAGCGGCAUCGCAAGCGGAACAGCAGCUGGUAUGAUUAUCGCAAUUACAACGAGAACACUACCGCGCUCGAGUGGAUGAAUCCUUGCGGCGGCUCCUACUAUACAUCAUCCGCCACAGAGCGACGUCGAGCCCAGCGGCCCAAGCAGAUCUUCAAUCAGUUGAAGCGCGCCGCCGGCACCGAGUACCGCGAGCUGAACAGCACGCAGGAGCAGAAGGGCAUCGAUAUUGGGGACAUGCAAGUGUGGUCGCUCCACAAAUACAACUAUAAAUUUCUGCCCAAACUGAAGCCCAAUUCAACGAUCGCCCUAAAGCGCUGGUACCGCAACAUGCAGACCUAUGUGGCAAGCUUUGCCUAUUUGCGGCGCGUUCAAGUCAAUUGGGAUCGGCAGUUUUUGAAGCGAGAGUCGUCUGUCGCCAAGGAGCUGAAGAAGCUGCUGCUCAGCUCGCGCAGCAUGCUCUGCGAGCUGGAGACGGCGGUAAAUCGCACCUAUCCGGCUCCGGUGGCAGCUCCUGGCCGUGGGGCAGCCAAACAGCGCCGCUUGAUGCAGCUGCCACAGAUCUCGCGCAACGACAUGAACAGGCGGCUCAAGUUGCGCAGCAAGCGUCGACACGGUGCAGCGGCCGAGACAACGACUGAGGCGGCAUCAGCAGAGGCAGCGGCAGCAACUACAAUCGGUGAGGCGGACUCCAUGGACAUGCGCUUUGUGAAGCAUCAUUAUUACGAGUUUCUGCGCACCAUGUGGCAGCUGCUGCGGCGCGACAGCAAACGGGAGCGCCAGCAGCGGCGUCAGCGACGCCAGCGGCGCCAGCAGCGGCAGCGACAGCAGCAGUCGCCGUUGCAACAGCAACAGCACCAGCAGCGACAGCGACAGCGCCAAUGGCAGCAACAGCAGGAACUGCAGCAACAGCAGGAACUGCAGCAACCGCGGCUGCAGCUAUCGCUGGCCAUGGCUGGCAAUCGAAGGGAGUUCAAUGAGGUCUCCAAGCCCCAACUCGAUGUGCCCAGAGGUGUCAACGGGCGGCGCGGCAAGCGCCAGCAGCCGCCGCACUCAGCAUCAGCGUCAACGUCUGCGUCAGCGUCAGCGUCAACGUCAGCAGCAGCAGCAACAGCAGCAGCAAACCAGCGACCACAGCGCCGCGUGCUGCGCACGUGAAAACUCCACAAUAAUAUUAUGUAUAUUAAUCCUAAAUGCAACCCUUAGCUCGCCUAGUUUAAGUAAAUUAUUUGAUGGAGUUUGCAAACAA